This is a messenger RNA of Amoebophrya sp. A120, 3728 nucleotides long. NCBI's taxonomy places the organism in Eukaryota, Dinophyceae, Syndiniales, Amoebophryaceae. The record is from the annotation of a GenBank genome assembly.
UUUCCUUUUGAUAAAAGUCAUGACUUCUUUAGAAAUUCACUCAUUAUUCCCACAGCCUUUAGAAUCCAUUUCCAUUGUUAACGAUUUUUUUGUGUAAAAAGUCACGGUUUGUUUCUCUUUGUAUCUUGCCGUCAGCCUGAUCAUUGCGAAGUCUCAUUAUAGAGUUUUUUACACUUCUAAGAAAAUCAAAAUGUUUCAGGGCCGCGGGAGUGCGAUGAAUCUGCACCUGGCAACCCCGGUGCAGGGUUCGAAGCGCAAGAUCUCGGUCGGUGUGAUCAAUGCUGGUGGGGGUGUGUUGUCAACCUCUCCGAGCGAGCGGGAGGAGGACCACAGGGCACCCCCUGGUACUCCGAACAAGAGCCGCGGUGGAAGUGCAAACAGUACUGCUGCUGCUCAACCCCAUGAAUUCUACAUGCACCAUAGCGCUGCGAAGGAUCUAGAUCUCGACAGAAGUCGUGCACAACUUGUCCAUUCGGGAAACACCACAAGUACGAGCAGAAAUAGAAUUCGCCACUUGGGCGAGCAGAUGAGCAGGGACGAAGGCAACAGCAGUGGCAGCCCCGAGGACGCGGAUAACUACAGAAGUAUCAACCACGAGCAGGAUAUUAAUGUUGCAGCAGCGGGAGCAGCAGCUGCGUCGGCGGGCACGGGGGCUGCUCCCACCAGUGCGGUACGAUGGUCCUCAUUCGAAUACACGUACAACCAUCAGAGUUAUGACCUGCGGACGACCCUUCUGGUGGUGCUGGCGAAUUUCCUCGUGUCCAUGUUCAUGUCCACGUCCGUCAAAAUCCUGUACGUUUCCCAUGGGUUCAAGUACCCCUUGUUUGUCACAUCCAUGUAUGCCUCGCAAAUAGUACCGCUGGGUCUGGAAGGGUGUGAUGCUACUUCUUUUUGCACGCGCGGCUGCGAAUAGGCAUAGAAAUAUCUACACGACAAGAAGUAAAAACCGUAAUUAAAAUUGUCUAAUGCAAUUCCGCUGAGUCAUUUUUUAGCUGCCUGUUGCGCACGGCAAGUCGUGAAACGAAAUUCCCGCUUUUCCGCAAUAUGCAUCUUGCCAUUGAAAUUGUGUUCGUGAAAAUCAUUGUCAUGCCAAAGCCGGACAAGCACAAGCAGUACAAGCAUGGCAGUAUUCCAGAUCUUCCAGACGAGGUAUUUGCGCUCGAUACUGUGCACAUGUUGUUUUCCUUUGUCCUGUCCGCCAUCUGCGUGGCGUGGUUCCAGAAAGACAAGCUGCCGGCAGCGAGAGAGCGACGGGCGGCGAUCACGGACCAAGAUAGUAACACGGCCCGGUCCUCCACCUCCUCUUCCGCCGAACAUCAACUACCGCUCACCUUCGGCGAGAAAGCGUAUGCGUACUUCCGGACGUCCGCCCGCGUUGCGCCGUUCUGCGUGCUGGGUGCCUUGUCGAUUGCUUGCGGCAACGUGGCGCUGCUGUACCUGUACCCGUCGCUGCACCAAAUGCUGCAGAACACCACCCCCAUUUGGUCCGUCCUCUGCGCCGUCAGUUUGAUGUCCAAGCGCUACAACUUGGUGGCCUAUCAAAUGCAAAAAUGUCUGGGUCUGGAACAAAGCAACUUGUCAUGCUAAAUCUGGAUCGUGCAGAAAUCUGUGUUGCAUGAUUGCCAAAAGCUGUCCACUUUUGACCUAACCGAGAGGCAGUUUCUCAUGCAGGAUAGGCAUGAAAGAACUCGGACUCGCACAGAAUUUGUCAUGCUAUGUCCUACAUACCAGACCUCAUGGGUCAUGAAAAACCUGCAUGACAAGUCUGGCAUUCUUCCAGACCCGGACAUUUUUACAUUUGAUAUGGCCUACUUGGCCCUCAUUCCGGUGUGCGCCGGCGGUGCUUUGGCGGCCUGGGGCGAACAGUCCGCGGAGAAAACGUUCGUUUGGGUACUUAUGAACGAUCAUGAUUGGGUUGUUCAUACUAAUGAAUGUACUUCGACACUAGCUGUAGAGCUCUUGUCCUUAUUUUUCACCAAUAAAAUAAAUUCCGGUAUAACUACUAGCUACGACAGAGAUUAUACUUCGGCGAAAUUGACGAGGUUGUGUUGUGCCUUUGUCUUGAAGCAGGCCUGCGCCUGAUGAAAGUUGUUUGUGAAUUUGAGUACGACUACUUCUUUGUUGCCUCAGCAUCAUCUGCUUGCGCGAAUGAAGAAGGCGUCCAGAAUUUUUUUCUCAACCCAUUCACAGGUCGGCGUGAUUGUGAGCCUGAGUUCCGCCUUCCUGCGUGCGUUGAAAGCGGCGCUGCAGGGCAUGUUGAUUGACGGAACGAAUGAGCACGAGAAGCUGGACCCGAUUACCCUGCUGUUCUACUCCUCGCCGUUGUCCCUCGUCCUGUUCCUCCUGGCGUCCUCCCACUACGAGGGGGGCCGGCCCUGGGUGGAAAUGACGAAGCUGCCAGCCGCUGGGGCCCUGUGGCUUGCCGGGUCCGCGUCCUUCGCCGCACUGUUCAACCUGCUGGCUUUUUUGUUGAUCGGCCGGGUGGGGCCCACCACCAUGAUGGUGGUGGGAAACCUGAAGACGCCGGCGACCGCCCUGCUGUCCGUCCUGAUCUUUCACAACGCGGUGACCUCGUGGCAAAUUUUGGCGUUUUUUAUCGUCAGCGCCGGGUGCUUCCUUUUCACCGCCUUCGGCCGCCAAGUGGACAAAGUCGAUCCACAGGAGGAGGAACUCGUGCUGACCGCGGAGGAGCAGAAAAUCAUCUUCGAAACGGCCGAUGGGGAUACCAGUGCGUCCGAAGACGAGAGGAGCGCGCUGGGGAAGAGCAUUGUGGUCAAGAAGAAGUACCGACACCCCAGCAAAAUCACCUUUCCGGUGCAGCUACGCUCUGCAAAAGUAUCGUACUCGUACUAAUUUUGCAGUGCAGCGUGACAAAUCUAGUUUGUAUAGCUGAAUCAGCAUUGCAUCUUGCAUUUUUUUUUCUGAUAAAAAUUUGUCAUGCAAUUUGUUUUUGUACUAGUACGAUAUGCUUUUGCAAUGCAUAGCAGCAUGGCGGCCUCAAUCUUGGCGAGGAGGAAUCACCCAAGUCCACGGUGUAUGGGAGUGGGGCCAGCAGCAGCGCCUCCAGUGACGCUGGUUAUUGAAGGCCCGGACGUUGUACGGCACCGUGUCGGAAUAGGACCUGGUCCGGUCUUGAUGUUACUAACUUAUUCCCCCCGCGGCAAUAAUUGUUCUAUUUCGUUCCGGUGAUUAUAUUCCAGUUUCGCUUUAUUUUCUGUACUUAUAGCACAUUGUUUUUUGUGUUUUGCUUUUACGCAUUGUUUUUGAUUUUUGUUCACUGUUUAGUCGUGCUUUUUCCCAGCAAUAGCAAACCCCUCAUUAUUUAUACUUCUGGGUAUUUUUUGUCUCCCUACCCCUUCUAGAAAAGAGUUCUCGUAGUUUUUGUGUCACUGUCGAGAGUUAAAAUUUGCUGCGACGAAAAAACUUGAAAACAGAGGCGCGGACGUCUUUCAUUGCAUUAGGAAUAAGGCGGCUAUGUUUUCCAAAAUUACCGAAUUCACACUUUCUUAGAAAGACAUACAAAAAAACCCACAAUUAGGAGAGUUCAAGUUGGUAUAGCACGGGUACUUUCGCAUUUACAUGGUUAAGAGGCCGGGACCUGAACAGCUUGCUCUUUUCCUCAGCUUACUCCAAGUAGGAUCGAAAAAUGAAGCAAAAUAUUAAGGCUGCAGUUGUCCUCCGACAUGCGCACUGAAGUCUGCCUGCUGCACCUGAUUUCUCGAGUACAU